Parnassius apollo (apollo) is the source of this 645-nucleotide messenger RNA. NCBI's taxonomy places the organism in Eukaryota, Metazoa, Arthropoda, Insecta, Lepidoptera, Papilionidae. The record is from the annotation of a GenBank genome assembly.
AUGCCCAAGUGUGACAACUGUGACAAACUAAUAGCCAAGAAAUCCACUAUUCUCGAGUGCAACACAUGCUCAAAAACUGUGCAUGCUACCCAGGCCUGCACCAGACUAACAUCUAAGCAAUUAGCAGCACUGCGCAACACUGAGAAUCUGGAAUGGACCUGCGAAGUUUGUCGCCGUGAAACUCCAAGGCAAAGGUCAUUUGUCAUACAAGAGGAGGAAGAGGAAGACGACGAAGAACUAUUAUUAACACAGGGAACUGACAGCAGAUCCAACGCGAUGAAAAAGUUACUAAGCGACAUAUCAUUCGAGGUUAAAAAAGCAGUAAAGAAAGAAAUAGGCUCAGUAAAUGAAGCGCUCAGCUCUUGUUGUCAAAAAAUGGAUGGAAUAAUGGACACUUUAGCGACAAUUAGCGGAAAAAUAAAAGAACUGGAAAACAAGAAUACAUAUUUAACAAACCAAAAUAAACAUCUAGAGCUGAAAAUCGAUGCUAUGGAACAAUACAUUGGAAACCUUGAGCAAAAACAGCUUAAUAACACAUUUGAAGUCGCAGGAGUACCCGAAAUAAAAGACGAAAAUACGGAAAUUAUCCUAAAUACACUAGCAAUGAAGUUAAAUAUUGUAAAAAAAAGAAAUAACCACAGUUAA